Molecule: messenger RNA, 441 nt
Organism: Hydatigera taeniaeformis
Lineage: Eukaryota; Metazoa; Platyhelminthes; Cestoda; Cyclophyllidea; Taeniidae
Source: the annotation of a GenBank genome assembly
AUGCGUCAACUCUCCGCUCUGAUUGGCGGGUGCGAGUGCGGAGGCGUGCACCGCUUACUUAAGGCUGACCCAGCCAUCGACAUGCAUUCUCAUUGCAUACGCUUGCAUGCUUGCACUGGUUUAGUAGCCUCCCUCACUAUGCCAGUGACAGUUCAACCAAGCAGCUUUAUUCCCACUGGAACCCAAAAAACUAUGUGUCAUUUUAACUGGAUAUGUUGCUGCCGAAAGUCCCUGGCAAGGGAAGAUUUGCCACCCACAUAUGAUGACGACAUAUCGGAAGUUGUACCGAAAGAGUUGACAUCAGUUUGGUCCGCCUUUCCUGCAAUCCUCUCAGGGGAUAAAGAUGAAGAUUGUGACGAUGGAAGUAGUGAUACUUCAGGCGACACUGAGAUCUCAGACUUCAUCCGAGGUUAUCCAUCAGGACACAAAGAGGAUAUAUAA